AAUAAAGUACAAUAUUCAACAGUCAGUAUCGAUGUUCCGAUGCAAACUGACCGCUUACUGACAUUUCGUAAAAUUUUAUUCAAUUUUUUUUUUACAAUUAAUAUUGUUUGUGUUUUUAACUAGAUAUAAAAAAAAAUGUAUUUGUUAUUGUAAUUUAGUGUUUUUAUUUGGCGCGUCGAAUUUUUGUUUUGCGUUCGAAUUUUAAAAUGAAGACAGUGGUUAAGAUUCUAGUUAUUUUUAAUAUACUAAGUUGCGGGCAAACGUCCGAUCUAGUGAAGAAAUGGGGGAUUGUCGGUACACCUUUGGGAAGAGCUCGGCCUUGCAAAGGAAAUGACGUCGUUGAUGCAUCCUUCGAAGCAGGUUUGAGUCCCGAGGAAGAAAAUAUGUAUCAUUUGAACAUUUAUGAAGUAUUUCCUGCACAAUCUCGUAUUAUAAUUAAGUUUGACUCUGAAGCAACCGUAACAUUGGUUAACGAUACUGUGGCAAGAAUAAGAACUAUCAAAUCAGAUUUAGAAGUUUUUAUAAGUUUCUUCAAACCGGCGUCGUAUUUCAGUGUCAUUGUUAAGGGACCCCAAACAGGAACGGUGCCAUAUCCCACUUCAAUCGUUGUAAACACCGUAGAGUACUGUGAACAUCCAGCGCCUGGAUUUCUUGACGGUGUCAUCGAGGGAUAUAAAGGAACAGCGCACGUGGCUCUUACAGUACCCACUGGUUCCUGUGGGAGACGUAAAGUAACGCACACCGAGCUGAUCGUGAAUGGCCAGCCUACCAAGCCUGGAGACUGGCCCUGGCACGGAGCCAUUUACAGACUGGAGCAAUAUUCUGUAAAAUACAUCUGUGGAGGAACACUUAUAUCGAAAACUUUUGUUUUAACAGCCGCUCAUUGCACGACAAUCAAUGGAGAGCCAGUAUUGGCUGAGUUAUUGAGUAUCAUUUUUGGGAAGUACCACCUGACUGGUGGCGAUGUUGCAACUCAAGAGAGAGAGGUACAUCAAGUUAUAGUGCAUGAGGAAUAUAACGCAAGAAAACUAGACAACGAUAUCGCACUGUUGAAGUUAAAGACCGAAGUAACAUACGACGAUUACGUCCAGCCGGCUUGUUUGUGGCAUGCGAAUGCUUAUAAGAAAUUACCAACUGGAACCAUCAAGGGGACUGUAGUCGGUUGGGGAUUUAAUCACAACGACCAACUCUCCAGUACCCUCCAUCAAGUGACUCUACCAAAAAUAUUAGAUGGCCCAUGCAUUAAAAGUAAUACCGCCUUUUUCGGAAGGCUCUUAAAUAAUAGGAAAUUCUGCGCUGGAUACAGGAAUGGUACCUCAGCUUGCAACGGUGACAGCGGUGGUGCAUACCAAGUGUUUGUUCCUGACGUUACUGGAGAGUCAUCAGCUAAUGCUACUGGCGCCUGGCAUGUCCGUGGCAUCGUUUCCCUCGCCUUAUCGCGCCCCAAUGAACCAAUUUGUGAUAACACCCAAUACACAUUAUUUACCGAUGUCGCUUCGUUCGUUGGCUGGAUAAAGAGGCACACUGAGGCUAAUAAUUAGCGUCAUCGAUGUACUGAUUAAAAUUAUUUGUUAAAAUUACUAUAUUUUAAUAUUGUAUCCUUAUUAAUUAAUAUGGUAUUUAAUAUGUUAUCCUUAUUAAUGUUAUAAAUAUGAAAAGAAACUUU
Molecule: messenger RNA, 1666 nt
Organism: Galleria mellonella (greater wax moth)
Lineage: Eukaryota; Metazoa; Arthropoda; Insecta; Lepidoptera; Pyralidae
Product: chymotrypsin-C-like
Exons: 7
Coding region: 207-1541 (444 amino acids)
Biological process (GO): proteolysis
Molecular function (GO): serine-type endopeptidase activity
Source: RefSeq, a predicted model, not a curated record